Messenger RNA from Larimichthys crocea (large yellow croaker), 3050 nucleotides. Its product is annotated as E3 ubiquitin-protein ligase pellino homolog 1. Gene Ontology annotation, molecular function: ubiquitin protein ligase activity; protein binding. The transcript is spliced from 7 exons. Gene Ontology annotation, biological process: regulation of Toll signaling pathway; protein K48-linked ubiquitination. Bases 324 to 1607 code for a protein of 427 amino acids. Lineage: Eukaryota; Metazoa; Chordata; Actinopteri; Sciaenidae. The record is from RefSeq and is a predicted model, not a curated record.
UUUACACUGAAGAUCUUCUGGACUGAGUUCAGUUCAUAUCAGAGCUCAGACGGAGCUGGACCUCACUGACUUUUAGUUUAGCUUAACGAGCCUUUACCGACACAAUAACCCGUUAAACUGCCGGUACCGGGCGGACGGUUAACACACUUUUCUGCCCAGAAACAGUCGACACCGUCGGUCACCGGAACGGAGACAUCCGGGAGAUGAAAACGUUGUAGAGCGGCCGGUAACUUUGAUGAUGUGUGUACCUGCACUGAUGGAGACGCUCUGAGGGUGACAGUGGGAAAGUCCUCACCCUUCCUCCUCCCCUGAAGGCUGCACAGAUGUUUUCGCUUGGUCAGGAAAACAUCUCCACCUCCCCUGCUUCCACCAAAGGACCGGUCAAAUAUGGAGAGCUCAUUGUGCUGGGGUGUAACGGCUCUCUGCCCAAUGGUGACAAGGGGAGGCGGAAAAGUCGUUUCGCUCUGUGUCGCAGAAACAAGGCCAAUGGUGUGAAACCCAGCACUGUCCACUCAUCGUGCACACCUCAGGCUGCCAAGGCGAUAAGCAACAAGGAGCAGCACAGUAUUUCGUACACUCUGUCCCGGGCACAGACGAUAGUGGUGGAAUACACCCACGAUGGCAACACAGACAUGUUCCAGAUUGGACGCUCUACGGAGAAUCCCAUCGACUUUGUGGUGACAGACACGGUACCCGGUGGUCAGAGCCAUGCUGAUGGACAGACAGUUCAGAGCACCAUCUCCCGCUUCGCCUGCCGCAUCAUCUGCCAAAGAACCCCACCUUACUCUGCACGGAUCUAUGCCGCAGGCUUCGACGCCUCCAAGAACAUCUUCCUUGGGGAGAAGGCGGCCAAGUGGAGGAUGCAGGACGGUCAAAUGGACGGACUGACCACCAACGGCGUUCUGGUGAUGCACCCGCGCCAAGGCUUCAGCCAGAACUCAAAACCUGGCCUGUGGAGGGAAAUCUCAGUCUGUGGGAACGUCUUCAUGCUGCGGGAAACCCGAUCAUCUCAGCAGAGGGGCAAAAUGGUGGACUCUGAGUGUAACGAGCUGGUGGAUGGAUCGCUUAUCGACCUGUGCGGUGCCACCCUGCUGUGGCGGACAGCUGAGGGCCUGGCGCACACGCCCACCGUCAAACACCUGGAGGCUCUGCGACAGGAGCUGAAUGCCGGGCGGCCACAGUGUCCUGUGGGCUUCAACACGCUGGCCUUCCCUAGCCUUCGCCGCAAAGACGUCCUGGACGAGAAGCAGCCCUGGGCUUACCUGCGCUGCGGUCAUGUGCAUGGCUACCAUGGCUGGGGGGGUCGUCGUAACCCCGAGGUGGAGGCGGAGUGUCAGGAGAGAGAGUGCCCCAUGUGCCGGGCGCGGGGCCCCUAUGUACCGCUGUGGCUGGGCUGUGAGGCGGGCUUCUACGUGGAUGCGGAGCCUCCCACCCACGCCUUCGUCCCCUGCGGUCACGUCUGCUCGGAGAAGACGACGGCGUACUGGAGUGAGAUCUCGCUGCCGCACGGCACACACACCUUCCACGCCGCCUGCCCAUUCUGCAUCCAGCCGCUGAGCGGAGAGACCGGCUGCAUCAGACUCAUCUUCCAAAGCCCGCUGGACUAGAAACCACUUUGUAUCUCAAGCCUAUCUCACCAGCAGGACAACAUGCUUUGAGUGUUGGAAUCUUCAUAACUUAAUUUUUUUUAUAACUUAAUUUAACUUAAUUUUGAUCAGUAUAGAUAGAUAGAUUCAUUUAUUGGGCUGAUGCCUGCCUCUUGUUUAUGAAUAUCAGAUUCAUGCGGUGUCGUCCUCCUCUCAAGUGGUGAAAGUUCUUCCCUGGACACAUCUGCACGAUGGUUGAUUUGCCUUAAACUUUUUAUUUAUUCUGUCACCUCUUCAGUAAUGUUUUUUGUAAAUCAAUGCAGAACUUAACAGCUGUAAUUUUUCUCAGAUAUUCCUUGAAACAGCUGAUUUUAUUCUGCCUUAAAGAGGCGAUAACACAAAGACUUGAUCUUCAGUCGAGAGUUUCAUUGUCUACCUUUUGUUUUUAAGGGCUUUUCUGUGGAAAACAGAGUUUUAACCAGGAAAAUGUAAAAGAAAUAUUCAACAUUUAGUGAUCGUAACAUAUUUCUAUAUUUGAAUUUUUCUUUGAAAUCAAGUGACCUUCCUCUGUAAUGCUGUUGCCUCUCUGAACACAGAAUAACUGUUUUUUUAUUGAUCUUAAUACAAGCUUUGUAUCAUAACGUAACAAUUUCUGGGGAAACUUUUUAAACACACACAUCCAGACUGAAUGUAAUUUUUUUUUACAAUAAACCAGCAUUGCUCAGUAGUUACAUGAAGAAAAAACACUCAUGACAAACUGUCCCGUCAGACGAUGCAUGUUCUGCCAAAGUGCUCUUAAAGGAAUACUUCUUCACCCCAAAAUGAAAAUUCAGUCACUGCUCUUGAACACAUACAUGCAGAAUAAUAAAAAAAAAAUCAACAACCCCUGACCAAAUUAGCAUGAUGUUACUAGAAGAGUGAUGAUGCUGACCUUUCCUCUAGCGCCAACAUGAGGCCAGCCCUCCCAUUUGUAAAUAAAGAUUGUGGAGUUUCCUUCAAAUUUCACACUGUUUUGAUUAAAGUUACCUCUUGUACCAUCCUCAUAACAUACAGCAUUAUUUAUUUAUGUUUUAUUUAAAAAGGGUAGACACAGUACACAUAGAUUAACUGAAAACAGCCGCUCGGUGCAGGUAUCAUAGUGUUUAUAGUGGAUACACUCGUCCCUACAAAGGCUUUUAUGAAAAUAAAAGUGGGGCAAGAUACAAUAAACCAGACAUGAGUACAGGUUUGCUGAAUUAACCAGGUUUUGGUAGCUCUCUUAAAAGUACAAGUGAUUUGGUAACAAGUUCCAGAAAAAGCUGUCUGAGCAAAACACAUUUUGCAGAAGCUGACAUUUUUCUCUGGAGGAUCUGCUGCAGCUCUGUAAUCUCUCGAUGUGUUUGCACAAAGGAUGAGCUGAGGACAUUUAAAUGUUCAAACAUUUUGCUUUGCAUAAUGGAAAAUCAAUAAAGGUUGCAAAAGUUA